UACCCUGCUCAGAAUAUCUGACUCCAGUUUCUCAAGGUUACAGGCUUGUGAAGUACACAGCAAAGGCUCCUUUUCUUUCAUUGCUUCCAGAGCAGCCCUCCUCCAAAUUCAAACCGGUUUUGGAUUGGAAGAUCAAUGGUGGUAAAUAUCCAUCUAGAGGUGACCAGCGGUGACGUAAAACAAUUCUAAGUGCCGUUAUGACAGGCAGUAUUCCCCAAGACAGAUAUAAGUCUGUUUGGCUCAUCUUUUUCAUACUUGGUCUCGGGACGCUCUUGCCAUGGAAUUUUUUCAUGACAGCUUCAGAGUACUUUAUCGACCGCCUGAAAGAUUUUCACAGCAACACAUCAUCAUUGGAUUCCCAUGACAAUGUGAAUGUCACAGGAAAAGAGGACUAUUACAAUCAUGCUAACUUGACUGGCACAGGGAAGAAGGAACCUCCAUCAUACUUGCAGUCCAUAUUUAACAAUGUGAUGACAUUGUGUGCCAUGUUGCCUCUACUCAUCUUCACCUGCCUUAACUCUUUAAUCCACCAGAGGAUCCCUCAGCGAAUACGGAUUGGAUUUAGUUUGGUUGCCAUCUUCUUGGUCUUCAUGGUAACAGCGAUCGUAGUCAAGGUCCCAAUGGAGCCUUUGACUUUUUUCAUCGUUACUAUGGUCAAGAUAGUCCUAAUCAAUUCUUUUGGGGCCAUUCUCCAAGGCAGCCUUUUUGGAUUGGCAGGGCUCCUUCCCGCCAGUUACACGGCUCCUAUUAUGAGCGGUCAGGGCCUUGCAGGGACAUUCGCAGCAGUAGCUAUGAUCUGCGCUAUUGCCACUGGUUCCGAACUAAAAGAAAGUGCCUUUGGUUACUUCAUCACUGCCUGUGCUGUGAUCAUAAUAGCUAUUGGCUCCUAUAUCAUGUUGCCUCGUCUGGAUUUUUUCUGCUUUUAUUCAAUGAAGAAUAAGAGAGAAUAUGCAACUUCUGCGACUCAGGCUGAAAUGGAAACAAAAGUUGUUUUCAUCAAGAAAGAUGUGGUUAAUGGUGUUGAACGAAACCACUCUGGGAAUGGAGAGUCCCUUGCCUCCAGCCACAGAUCUUCAGUCCUUGACAUCUUCAAAAAGAUAUGGGUUAUGGCUGCUUCUGUAUGCUUAGUUUUUACUGUUACAAUUGGAGUCUUCCCAUCUGUCACUGUUGAAGUAAAGCCAACUAUUGGAAAAGAUACACCUUGGGUUCUCUACUUCAGCCCAGUUGCAUGUUUCCUGAUGUUUAACAUCUUUGACUGGGCAGGAAGGAGCCUCACAGCUGUCUGUGUUUGGCCUGGGAAAGAGAGCCGCCUGCUACCCUUCCUGGUGAUUAUCCGUCUGAUUUUCAUUCCCCUCUUCAUGCUGUGUAACGUGGAGCCCCGCCGUAACCUGCCUGUCAUCUUUGCUCAUGAUGCCUGGUUCCUCGCCUUCAUGCUGUUGUUCUCCAUCUCCAAUGGCUACUUGGCCAGCCUCUGCAUGUGCUUUGGACCCAAGAAGGUGCUGUCUCAUGAAGCGGAAACUGCCGGAGCCAUCAUGGCCUUCUUUCUCUCCUUGGGUCUGGCUUUAGGAGCCAUCCUAUCUUUUCCACUCAGAGCCGCAAUCUAAUGAAGAUACCAUGGGGCAUCUCUGGGCAGAAGAGCAGUAGUAGACUUAUAUUACCAUGGAGCAUUUCUUGGCUGGCUCCUGGGAACUUGUUGCCUUAAUACCUCUUGGCUUGGAAGAGGGCUUCUCUCUUACUGGCCAAAUGGCCUGGCUUCUCCUUGGGUAUAAGACCUCCCCUUUCACACACAUACACACGCACACACCCUUUACCUGUCCCAGCUGUGAAUUAUUUACAUUGUCUCAAUGUGUUGUGCCCUGCUUUACUAUCUGUGGCAAAAGAGAAUUGUUCCCAGUCCACCUUCCAGCUUUUCAGUUGCUCCUGUGAAUUUAUUGAAUGUGCUCACAAUUCAUUAGUGUCUGCUCUACCCACGAGAGGCAGCAGCACCAAGUUGCUGCACCCCCAAAAUGUUCUUCACUCAAUGGCUCCAUGGAAAAGGAGCCCUCUUCUUCAGCUGCGUGUUCAAGCUUAUAAGAUCCGUGGUUUGUGGACAUUCAGAAUUAUGCAAGAACCUCAACAGCUAUUACUUGGAGACGGGUGAUAGAAAGUAGACCUUGGCUCUAUUUCCACACUUUUAAGUAGUUUGGACAACAACAACUUCGGGGCCAUGAAGUACUGGUUAUUUUGAAAAUUGUAUUUUGUAUACAAACUCAGUACGCCCUUUCUUCCGAAGGCUCAUCUUUUCUCUUUUCCAAGAUUUUGCAUGAUCUGGCUCUAGGGAGCAGGAAUAAAUGAGCUCAUGAACUCUUCAGCAUAGUGCAAAUGAUACAAACGGAUCAUUCCCAAACCCGGCUGUUCAGAGCCCCUGCAGUUUUCUGUGCUUCUUCAUGAAUUUAUGAAACUCAGGAUUUGCGUAUUUGAACUCUUGUUUAAAAAUGGCAAUUUUUUUCUAAGAGAACGGCUGUCACAAAUAAAAAAUAAGGGUGGGGUUUUUUGUAAAGUUUGAAGCUAACAUUGCCUUGUAUUUAAAUUAUCUAGUAUUGUUAAUUAUAGAAGUCUAUUUCAUGUGGGAAUACAACAAAGGCCAAUCAUAUUAGAAAGUAGUGAUUUUCAACAUCCUAAAAUCAGUUGCCUGGCCUUAAUAUGGUACAGUAUUGUGGUAGGUCUUUUUUGUCUGUGUGAAGGAAAAAUGGAACUAGAGCGCCAUCUAUUGGUCAACCUUUAUAUAUUGCCAUCUGUGGGUCAUAAUGAUACAGAUAGUCUCAAUCUAGGAAUGUUAGUUUAACAAUGACUUGAAGUUAUGGUGGCCUUGGAAAAAGUGACUGAUGACUGGUCCGCAAAAAUAGGACUAUUGCACAUGCACACACACACCCCUGCAGUCACAAUUCAAGCAAUUGGCAACUGGCUUGCAUUUAUGACAGUUGCAGUGUCUUGCAAUUAUGUAAUCUUCCCAGCUAGCUUGUAACAAGCAAAGUCAAUUGAGAAAUCCAAAUUUGUUUAAAGACCAUGUGGGUCACUCAACAACUACAUAAAAAGAGUCAUAAAGUUAAGUCCGACCACAUGACUCACUUAAGGACUGCAUUGCUUAGCAACCAAAAUUCAGGCUCUGAUUGUUGUUGUAAGUCAAGGAUUAUCUGCAUAUUAACAGUAUAUAUUUAAGAAAGCCAAAAUACAUCAGGCCUUUUUUAAGGCAUUUAAAUUGUGUGAUGUCCCCAAAUAGCAAGGUGUAGAAUGCUCCUUCUUUAUUUGUUGUUCAGUGGUUUAAAUUAAGACAGCAGUUUUAUUAUUGGGUUCUGAAGUAUUUACAGCUCAGCAGAAAGUGGGAAAUUUCAAAUAAAGUGCAGAAUAUUUCUGAUAGGCUCACAGUCACCUUUUCUAAACAUGACACUAAAAGUGUAGAAUGACAUCAGUUGUUGGAAUCAUGGAUCUUUUCCAUUUCUUAAAUGUUGGAACAUUUAAUUUAUAUAACUAGUUUGUCAAACAUGUACAAGAUAACAGGUAUAAAUAUAAACAUGAGCAUG
Molecule: messenger RNA, 3560 nt
Organism: Thamnophis elegans (Western terrestrial garter snake)
Lineage: Eukaryota; Metazoa; Chordata; Lepidosauria; Squamata; Natricidae
Gene: SLC29A1
Product: solute carrier family 29 member 1 (Augustine blood group)
Exons: 14
Coding region: 198-1604 (468 amino acids)
Biological process (GO): uridine transmembrane transport; nucleoside transmembrane transport
Cellular component (GO): plasma membrane
Molecular function (GO): nucleoside transmembrane transporter activity
Source: RefSeq, a predicted model, not a curated record